CCAAGUACGUCGUCCUCUUCUGUCUAUUCUCUGACACGACUUCCCAGUUUGCCCUGGCCAUUCGAGACCGGCUCAUCUCAUCUCGCCUGGUACAAGUCGGCAUUUUCGGCUGCCACCGUUGCCAGCGGCCUUCCACGCGUUUACUUACGUCCAGUUCCCGCCGUCGCGCUGACCCAUCUGCAGAUGCUACGCCAACAGGCUGAAGCCGAAAGCGGUAUGUCGAGUCCAGCAGACUUCAGGGAUGCACUCUGGUGGGAGGCCCGUGUAGAACAUCUCUGGGACAGAGCGACGCUGCAUGUGUUGGCCAGCACUCCGUUGGGAACCGUGAUUAGUAGGCCAAUCAGACCGACCAAAAUCGGUGAGGCACAUCGUAUCUGUCCUUUGUUGGCAGGCUUUUUCUUUUCAACUUACAUCAUAGGCAUGCAUAGGCUUAUAUUUCCAGGAAAAAAGUGGCAGAUUGCCGGUCCUCAAAGUGGAUACUGCCCAGAAAAAUAUAUAACGAAAAUACUUCCUCACUUUUCAAGCGAUUAG
This is a messenger RNA of Protopolystoma xenopodis, 531 nucleotides long. NCBI's taxonomy places the organism in Eukaryota, Metazoa, Platyhelminthes, Monogenea, Polystomatidea, Polystomatidae. The record is from the annotation of a GenBank genome assembly.